AUGUCGAAUAAAAGACGGAGGAUCCAAGGUCUUUUGCCGAUCAAUACGAUUCAGUCCCAUGGUGGUACCAAAGACGAUAGACAUAGUCAUGAGAAUAAUGGUGAUACAUAUCCAAGCGUAGAUUUGAAUGGUUCAGGAUCUCCUAGAAGGUACAGAGAAUUUAGAAAAGAUCCUCGAGUGGUAGAGGAAUUGAAUCAUUCGUCAACUAGGGAUUUCUUGCCCCUAGGAGAUGAUAGCGAAACGUUUGAAAGAGCUGCAGAAAAUAAAGAGGGAAAAGAAGACCAGAAUCAAGAAGAAGAUCAAGCUCAACAUCAAGAUUUUGAAACUUUGGAAGAGACCACGCCUUUGAGACGUAGCAUUAAAAGGGCCAAUGGGUUAUUAUUUGCAUCACCUGCAGAAGAUGAGAUUAAACAUGGAUUCAAUGGAGUAGCGGCAACUGCACUUAAGGUGACAACAUCUGGUGUUUUGAGAACUGUUGAUAUAAGGAAACAGAUGGAUGAAAAGAAUCAAUGCCUUAUGAUAUUCCAUAAUGAUUCACAGGGACCUAGAGUCAAUUUUACCCAUCGAAAUUUUGAAAUUAAAAAUUCUCAAUUGGAACUUUUGCGUGAUUGUGAAAUGGUAAUCUUUGAUAAAGAUAGCACUUGCAUGGCAAUGGUUUUGAAAGAUCUGAGAUUUAUAGAUAUGGAUAUCAAAUCCAAGGUGGGACGUAUACAGACGAAAUUGUUAUUGUGGAUGAGUGACAUGGAAGGUAAAGAUAGUAGAAUUAAUAAAGUUAAGAAUACUGUUACUGCGAAUCAAAGUAUUCAAACUAAGACGAUGGAAGGUAGAGCUUUAGUGGUUAAAAAAUUAAAUGAAAUUGCUAUUCAGGAUUGUAAAAGAUCGGUUUUUACGAUAUCUUCAGAUGAUGCUGUGGAGAGAUUAAAAUCUAAAAGGAAUUUUUUGGAUAAAAAGAAUUUCUCAUCAUUGGGACCUCAGAAAAGGUUAUCACAAUAUGCCUCCUCAGCUAGUCACAAGAUACAUGUACCGAGAACCCCUGUAGUCCAUGAUUUAGAUGAGCCUCCCCUACCAAAAGUAUCUGCCAAAGAUUUUUAUCAUUCUAAUACAGAGCACACUAAUACUACUGAUAACACUACAGAUUUGUCCUCACCCGGUGAAAAGGUAGAAAAAGUAGAAACGGAACAAAAGAAAGAUCCUUCGGAAGGGGUGAGAAGAUCUGAUAGGACCAAGAGUCGAAGUCCCGCACUGAAGCAAAGUACGCUUUGGGAUUUGGAUUCUGAAAAAGAUUUUGAAACACCAGAGAUUUUCAAACCAAAAUUACGCCAUAAAUUUGAAGACGGGUCCAAAUAUACGAUAACGAAUCAAGAUUUUAGAUGUCUUUACAAUCAUGAUUGGAUUAAUGAUAGCAUUUUGGAUUUUUUCACCAAGUAUUAUGUGGAAAAUUCAAUUGAAAGGGGAAUAGUGAAAAGGGAUGAAGUUCAUAUAAUGUCAUCUUUCUUUUAUACCAAAUUGGUUAGUGAUCCUAGUAACUAUUAUGGGAACGUGAAAAAAUGGGUGAACAAUUGUGAUCUUUUCAAGAAGAAAUAUGUCGUGGUGCCGAUUAAUAACAGUUAUCAUUGGUUUGGUUGCAUUAUUACCAAUUUGAAUGUCUUGUACAAUCAUUUUAAAGGUUUGGAUACGGUUAGUCAUUUUUUGCAGGCAAAUGAUGGCAAGAAUCCAAAUGCUGGAUCUGGGAAGGUAGAAGAUGAUGAAAUUUCCGUGAGUACGCCUAUUGUAACGAUACUCACGUUUGAUUCAUUAAGGCAGACACACACUAGAGAAAUUGAUCCAAUAAAGGAGUUUUUAAUGGCUUAUGCCAAGGACAAGUAUUCAAUGGAUAUUGAUAAAACUCUGAUUAAGAUGAAAACUUGCAUGGUCCCUCAACAACCAAAUAUGAGCGAUUGCGGGGUUCAUGUUAUCCUCAAUACCAAGAAAUUCUUUGAAGAUCCGAAGGCUACAAUGGAUAUGUGGAGAAUGACAAAGAUAAGAAAUAAGCAAUCCACUAGGGUAGUCAAUGAAUAUUUUGAUAGAGCUUCUCGUUCUGGGGCAAGGAAAGAUCUUAGAAAUGUAUUAUGGGAUCUACAGAAAAAACAGAUAGAGUUGAUGAAAGAGAGAAACGAAUACAUUCCAGAAGAAGAUAGUGGUCUAAAAAAUGAGGAUGAAGAUGACGGAGACAUCGAAAUAAUAGAGAAUUUCCCACAGAAUGAGAAAGAAAGUACUGAUCAGGGACCAUCAAAAGACUUGGUAGAAGUAGCUCCUGAUCAACGAUUGUCCCCGAAGUCUGCUGUAAAGAAAUCAUUAGAGAAUUCGCCCACUCCAGCUAACGAUGUCCAAGAAAAAGAUUUAGCAAAGAGCAAGGAUGAUAAAAUCAGCAUUGAUAGAGAUAGGAUGGUUUACCAUUCUAAACAUUCUUCUCCCCAGCGUCAUGUGUUGGAAAGCUCCCCAAUUGGAGAGAGACCAGAUGAGAACAAUAGGAAAAAUUCGGAUGGACUCAGUUCUCCCUACUUUGGUGAUUCACCAUUGAAAAGAAGGGCGCCUUCCUUUGGUUAUAAACCUCGUGAAACUAUAUUAUCACCGAAACACAGCAGUUUCGUCGAUGUGCAUGAAUCUGACCAAGAAGAACGUCGUAGGGCAAGCUCUACUUCUCUUAAAAGUUCUGCUUCUCCGGUGAUCCUCACCAAUGAAAUGCCUUAUGGUAAGAAGUUACCUGUAACUACGAAUCAUUUUUAUGGUGAGAGAUCAUCUCCAUCUUCCUCCAGUGAAAAAGCCCUUAUUUCUGAUCUAGAUCAAGAUAGCGAUGUCAAUCUAGUUGGUGGGACCAAGUCUGAACUUGUCGGUAAAGAUGAUAAGUUGAGUCAUUUACAACAAGAGUUUGAAAGGGAAUUGAAUGAUAAUAUUAGUCAAACUAAAGAUGUUGGUAUGUUUUUAAAUCGGCCUAAUAAAAGACAAUUGCGUCCUGUUCUUGUCAAUAGCUCUAGAAACAUUUUGGAAAACGAUAUCCACAACGUCAAUCGCGUUGGUGACGAACCAUCUAACGCAGUCAUAAUUUCUCAAAAUGAUGUACAAGCAAUAUCAUCGGAAGAAAAGAAAUGA
This is a messenger RNA of Zygosaccharomyces rouxii, 3129 nucleotides long. RefSeq names its product SUMO protease ULP2 (gene ULP2). The transcript has a single exon. Lineage: Eukaryota; Fungi; Ascomycota; Saccharomycetes; Saccharomycetales; Saccharomycetaceae. Gene Ontology annotation, molecular function: SUMO-specific endopeptidase activity. Bases 1 to 3129 code for a protein of 1042 amino acids. Gene Ontology annotation, biological process: protein desumoylation. The record is from RefSeq and is a predicted model, not a curated record. Gene Ontology annotation, cellular component: cytoplasm; nucleus.